UGCAACCGCUCACUCUCUACCACUCUAAAGUGCAUAAACUGUCUGUAAUACCGGCACAAAGGAGCUGGGAAAUCCUGACUGAGAUGAUAGAAAGCCUUCAAGACGUUCCAGAGGAAGAGUUUGAGACAAAAGUUUCUUAAGAGGAAGGAGAAAGAAGAAGGACGAGAUCAUCCACUCAGAAUAUUAAAGACAUCCACCUCAUUACAAAGACAAAGAACAAGGGCAUCCAGCCAAACCUGAGUUCUGCUGUUGGAAGGAAACAUGCUGCUAUAUGGCGUGGACCCUGGAAGACAUGGGGAUCUUGUGACAACUUUGCUCCUUUGGAGGUGAAACAACUUAUAAAGAGUUUGGACAAAAGGACAGGAUCUUAUCAUAAGGAAACCCCUCCUCAGGAUUUGAAUGAGGGUAGGCCAACACCUUAUGCCAAAAAUGGACCAUAUGGGUGAGAAGGAUAUUUGUUUUACUGGAUUAUCUGAGUGAGUCAAACUGAGUCCGUAUCUGGUGGGCUGUAGCCUGGAGAGAGUGCCUGAGCAGGGGGAGGGGAAGAAGCUCCAGCUUGAAUCUGUCCUCUGGGAGGAUUCUUUUCAGUCUUCAUCAACCCCCAAAGUAAGAAGAGGAAAGUUAAUCAAAUUUGCAAUGUCCAACUCAGAGGACCUGUUAGUGCUGAUGGCCUGACUGCCUGGUUGUGUGGGACUGGUUUCUGGCUUUCAUUCAUGGACAGUUGCUUUGUUUCAUAAUGAAUAACACUACCGACCUGGACAAUUCAAGCUGCAGCAAGAAUGACAUGUUCAAAUACCCCCUGUACAGCACAGUCUUCAGCAUUGUGUUUGUAGUUGGACUCAUCACCAACGUUGUUGCCUUUUAUAUAUUCACAUGCUCUCUAAAAGUGAGGAAUGAGACCACCACCUACAUGAUGAACUUGGUGGUGUCGGACUUGCUGUUUGUCUUCACACUGCCGCUGAGGGUCUUCUACUUCAUAAAUAAGAACUGGCCCUUUGGGGGGACUCUCUGCCAGAUCUCAGUCUCGCUCUUCUACACCAACAUGUACGGCAGCAUGCUCUUCCUCACAUGCAUCAGCGUGGACCGCUUUCUGGCCAUCGUGUACCCUUUUCGCUCGAGGAUGCUCAGGACCAAACGCAAUGCCAAGAUAGUGUGCAUUGCCGUAUGGGUGCUGGUGCUUUCGGGUAGCCUCCCCACUGGGUUUUUGCUGAAUAGCAUCACAACAGACGAAAAAAGCACUUUCUGCUUUGAGAACUUUUCAUCCAAAACAUGGAAAUCCCACUUGUCCAAAGUGGUGAUAUUUAUAGAGACAGUUGGCUUCCUCAUUCCUCUUUUACUUAAUGUUUGUUGCUCCAUAAUGGUUUUACAGACGCUGCGGCGCCCUCAGACCGUCAGUCGUGGGGGAAAGGUGAACAAAACGAAGGUCCUGCGGAUGAUAAUCGUGCACCUGUUCAUUUUUUGCUUUUGCUUUAUUCCCUAUAACGUGAACUUGGUGUUUUAUGCACUGGUCCGCACAAAAAACUUAAAAGGAUGCUAUAUUGAAUCGGUAGUUCGAACAAUCUACCCAAUAGCCCUUUGCAUUGCUGUGUUUAACUGCUGCUUUGAUCCCAUCGUGUACUACUUCACCUCAGAGACCAUCCAGAACUCCAUCAAGAGGAAGUCCCAGGCCUCCCGCUCGUUUGAUGUCAAAUUCUCAGAGGCCCUCCAGUCAGAUAGCGCCUCCAAUUUGCAAUGCAGCCUAAGGAACCUGAAAGCUAAGGUCUUCCACAACGAAUCUUCUGUAUGAAAUUUCUCAGUGAGUUUUCUUUUGGAGAGCUUUUCCUAAUUUGGACUUCAUCUCAGGGCAAAAGCUCCCAACUAUGGAUUUAACAGCGUCUGCUUUGCAGUAUUACCACUUACCACUUCACCCUCUGCUCACGUGAGGAUUUGUUACGACUACUUACACAUUUCUGUUUCCUGUGGAUUAGAGUGUAAUUGUGUUUAACACAGUCACUCAGCCAGUGAUGUAUAAUGGGAUAUGAUCACUAAACUGCAGAAUGGUUAUACUGUAUUAACAUAUUAUUGGACCUGUGUAUCUGUAUAUAUGUAAAGUAAGUUGCGUUGCCAACUUUAGAGUAUUAUCUAUUAAGUUAAUAUAAAGUUAUUUCAAGGUAUAGAUAUGUAUGUACAAGGCUCUUUGUUGAUAUGAUACAAAAAAUUUAUUCUGUAAUUCACUUUUGAGAGUGUGUGUUUUUUCACUAGUUGUGAAUAACAGAAUAUAAGGGUGUCUUUUGGUUUUUAAUGUUCUGGGAACAUUUCGUUGUUGUUGCAUUACUGAGCUUUAAAUGCACUGAUAUACUUCCUCAUACUGCAUUCACACCAUUAUCAUGAAUAAAAGUCAUGUGCUGAGUAAUGCAAAAAAAAAA
This is a messenger RNA of Cyprinodon tularosa, 2405 nucleotides long. RefSeq names its product lysophosphatidic acid receptor 6a (gene lpar6a). The transcript has a single exon. NCBI's taxonomy places the organism in Eukaryota, Metazoa, Chordata, Actinopteri, Cyprinodontiformes, Cyprinodontidae. Bases 737 to 1786 code for a protein of 349 amino acids. The record is from RefSeq and is a predicted model, not a curated record. Gene Ontology annotation, cellular component: membrane. Gene Ontology annotation, molecular function: lysophosphatidic acid receptor activity. Gene Ontology annotation, biological process: phospholipase C-activating G protein-coupled receptor signaling pathway; positive regulation of Rho protein signal transduction.